Messenger RNA from Lactuca sativa (garden lettuce), 1029 nucleotides. The record is from RefSeq and is a predicted model, not a curated record. Lineage: Eukaryota; Viridiplantae; Streptophyta; Magnoliopsida; Asterales; Asteraceae.
AUGCAAAACUCCCUAGAUGCAACAGAUAAACCAGCUAAAAGAGGGAAGAAGCCUGAAAGAAAAGGGGAUAAGGAAGGUCAAUCCUCAAAAGUUUCUACUCCCAAGAAGCGAAAGUCUGAACAAGCAGCCCCUACUGCUUCAAAGACACAAAAGACCAAGAAGAAUGCACACAAGAUGAAGGCUCCUUCUCCUUCUUCAAGUGACUCUGACUACGUUCCAUCUGACCCACCGCCCGAACCAGAGUCCAAUGAAGAUGACGUUUCUCAACACGAAAGUUCGUCUCGAGGUAAUUCGCCUCCACCCUCACCAACUCAUGAAGGUAACCGAAAAUCACCUCCUACUUCUCCUACACAAUCGGUUCCUACUACCAUUGCUCCCUUCCCUCCUCCCAUCUCAUCUUCCACUACAACCUCAAUUCCGAUUCCAAUCCCUUUAUUCAUUGGAGUUAGCACAACUACUACUACUCCAAACGAACCUCAUGUUCAUGUCAACGUAGCUGAUACGGGGGCACCUACUACUGAAUCUGAACCCCCAAUUACCUCCAAACCUUUAUCCCUACCUCCCUCACACGGGACUGACACUAGCGAUGAUGAUGAUGACGCUCCUGUCACGAAGAGGCAUUUAAAGGAUCUAAAUGACAAGCUUGAUCAAUUGCUUGCUUCCUCUUCUACUUCUAGUAAUGCAUACUCUGAAGCAGCUAUCAAGGCUCUAUUGGCAACCUUUGUCAAAGAGCAUGACACUUCCAUUACUAAUGUUGUCAAUGCUAUCGAUGCUUCCACUUCCACAUGUCAGAAAGCUUCUAUUGUUGCAGCUCAGAAGAAUGCCCAAACAGUGAAUGCUUCUGUUGAAAAUCUUACCCGCUCACUUCAGGUGGAAAAGAAGCAUUUUGAGGAAACACGCAAAGCAAUCCAGACUGCCAACACCGAGCUUCACACAUCAGUUGAUGCCCAUCUCACUCAACUUGAAGCCGAAAUUGCUGUGGAAAACAAGAUAAUGGAUGAGCUGGAUCGUCGUACCGCUCAGCUUUAA